AUGAGUACCACGGCUCUAAUAGCUUUUCUAUUUCCACCACCGAAAAUAAUUAAAUUUCCAUUGCCAUUUAAAAUGUGGACACCGUACGACAUAAAUUACAGGCCAUUUUUUUUAUUGUCAUAUUUACAUGAGGCAAUUGGUGUAACACUCAUGACCUUUGUGACAUGCUCAGUUGAAUCAUUGGCAUUAACUUAUGCCGUUUGGAUGACUGCAAUGUCAACAGCGUCGAUUGAGUGUUUUGUUAUGUUGAUCAUUGUACAAAUUGGAGGACAAUUGGAUAUAAUAAUACAUCGUUUGAGUUUAUUGUCAACAGGAUUUAAGAAAAAUUCUUCACAAUUUAUAAUUCGUCGAUACGAAUCGAGAAUUGUUAAAGAUUGUGUCACUCAUCAUAAUUAUAUAUACGACUUUCAUGGACAGAAAUUAAUUGAAGGGAGUCUGGCGAUUUCACAUAAAAUUUGGCACAUUGACUGGGUGAAUUUGUCAAAUAAGACAAAAAAAGAUCUCACGAUAAUAAUGAUUCGAGGUGGUAAACCAAUAAAAAUGUCUGGUUCAAUUGUCAGUGAAAUGUCACUAGCCACAUUUGUUAAAGUUUUAAAAUCCAGCUAUUCAGUGUACAAUUUAACGUGUGCUAUGUAA
Messenger RNA from Leptopilina heterotoma, 636 nucleotides. RefSeq lists its product as uncharacterized. NCBI's taxonomy places the organism in Eukaryota, Metazoa, Arthropoda, Insecta, Hymenoptera, Figitidae. Gene Ontology annotation, molecular function: olfactory receptor activity; odorant binding. The transcript has 5 exons. The coding region runs from base 1 to 636 and encodes 211 amino acids. Gene Ontology annotation, cellular component: plasma membrane. The record is from RefSeq and is a predicted model, not a curated record. Gene Ontology annotation, biological process: sensory perception of smell; detection of chemical stimulus involved in sensory perception of smell.